AUGGCGGCAUCGUCGAAGCGUGGCCUUUGCUGGCCUGUAGACAACCACGGCAAAGAUGAAGUCUUCCAGUUCACCAAGCCUGGCUCCAAGGUUUCAUGGCUGUACAAUUGGUCGCCAAACCCCACGCCGAAUGCUACUUCCCUGGAUUUCGCUCCAAUGCAAUGGAAUCACGUUGGCAUAGACGAUCUAGCUUCGAAAGUGAAAGGCGCGAACGCAUCAGUUGUCCUUGGCUUCAAUGAACCAGAAUUGCCUGAUCAGAGUAACGUGAACGUGGAGCUGGCUGCGAGCGAAUGGCUUCGUUGUAUCGAACCUCUGCGUAAAGCAGGCAUCAAAUGUGGAUCCCCCGGUAUCUCUUCUGCACCUCAGGGAGUGGUGUGGCUCAAGGACUUCAUCGCUAGCAUACGAGCCGGAGGGUCAGACGUGGACUUUUAUUGCUUUCACUGGUAUGGCGUGGAGUUGGGACAGUUCUACGAUUAUUUGUGGAGCACGUACUAUCAGAUGCCCGACCAAGGCAAGAAGGUCUGGGUGACGGAGUUCGCACCUACGAACUGGAACACUAAUGCUCCGCUGCCGAAGGACCAUGUUCAGGCCUUCGCACAAGACAGCAUCAAGUACCUCGACAAUCUGGAAUGGGUAGAACGCUAUGCGUGGUUCGGCCCCAUGAGAGACGCAGGUACUGUUGGCAAAUGGGCGAGGAUGCUGGAUGACGAUGGCUCCUUGACGGAGCUGGGCAAAGCAUAUCGCGAUUCUUGA
Messenger RNA from Recurvomyces mirabilis, 753 nucleotides. RefSeq lists its product as uncharacterized. Bases 1 to 753 code for a protein of 250 amino acids. The record is from RefSeq and is a predicted model, not a curated record. Gene Ontology annotation, cellular component: fungal-type cell wall. The transcript has 2 exons. Gene Ontology annotation, biological process: fungal-type cell wall polysaccharide metabolic process. NCBI's taxonomy places the organism in Eukaryota, Fungi, Ascomycota, Dothideomycetes, Mycosphaerellales, Teratosphaeriaceae.